Melitaea cinxia (Glanville fritillary) is the source of this 1491-nucleotide messenger RNA. It is a transcript of the gene alien, whose product is annotated as COP9 signalosome complex subunit 2. Lineage: Eukaryota; Metazoa; Arthropoda; Insecta; Lepidoptera; Nymphalidae. The transcript has 8 exons. Gene Ontology annotation, biological process: protein deneddylation. Bases 157 to 1491 code for a protein of 444 amino acids. Gene Ontology annotation, molecular function: protein binding. The record is from RefSeq and is a predicted model, not a curated record. Gene Ontology annotation, cellular component: COP9 signalosome.
ACGUUUGAAAUACAGUGCUGAGUAGAUGGUUAUGGAUGAGGAUGUCUAAAAGUAGUUAGCCGAAAUCGAAAACAAUUUUAAAUAUCAUUGCAUCCAAAACAAAUAGAGCUCAUCAUAGCUUUGUAGCAACUUAUCUUAUUUUUAAAUUUAGUUACAAUGUCUGAUAACGAUGACGAUUACAUGUGCGAAGAAGAAGAGGAUUAUGGCCUGGAAUACUCGGAGGACAGUAACACUGAACCAGAUGUCGAUCUUGAAAACCAAUACUACAACAGCAAAGCUCUCAAAGAGGAUGAACCCCAAGCAGCCCUCCUCAGUUUUCAGAAGGUCCUUGAGUUGGAAGGUGGAGAUAAAGGAGAAUGGGGUUUCAAAGCUUUGAAACAAAUGAUCAAAAUUAAUUUUAAAUUGGGUAACUUCACAGAAAUGAUGGCACGAUACAAGCAGUUGCUGACAUAUAUAAAGAGUGCAGUCACAAGGAACCACUCUGAAAAAUCUAUUAACUCCAUUCUUGACUACAUAUCAACAUCCAGAAAUAUGGAGCUUUUGCAAGAUUUUUAUGAAACAACAUUAGAAGCAUUGAAGGAUGCGAAAAAUGAUCGGCUCUGGUUCAAGACAAACACAAAACUUGGAAAGUUGUACUAUGAUCGAGGUGACUUCAACAAACUGGCUAAAAUACUGAAACAGCUGCAUCAAAGUUGCCAAACAGAUGAAGGUGAAGACGACUUGAAGAAGGGCACUCAACUUUUAGAAAUAUACGCACUCGAGAUACAAAUGUACACCGCUCAAAAGAACAACAAGAAGCUCAAAGCUCUCUACGAACAAUCUCUGCACAUUAAAUCAGCUAUCCCCCAUCCAUUGAUCAUGGGUGUUAUAAGAGAAUGUGGCGGAAAAAUGCACUUGCGUGAGGGAGAAUUCGAGAAAGCUCACACGGACUUUUUUGAGGCGUUCAAAAAUUAUGACGAAUCGGGUAGCCCCAGGCGCACAACCUGUCUUAAAUACUUAGUUUUAGCUAAUAUGCUCAUGAAAUCGGGAAUCAACCCUUUCGACUCACAAGAAGCGAAACCUUACAAAAAUGAUCCUGAGAUUUUAGCGAUGACCAAUCUUGUGAUGGCUUAUCAGAAUAACGACAUCAAUGAAUUUGAAUCAAUUCUCAAACACAAUAGGAACAAUAUAAUGGAUGAUCCAUUCAUUCGGGAGCACAUUGAGGAUCUCUUGAGGAACAUUAGGACACAAGUGUUGAUUAAGCUAAUCGGACCUUACACGAGGAUACAUAUACCUUUCAUAUCUAAAGAGUUAAAUAUAGAUGAGAAAGAGGUUGAGAACUUGUUGGUUACGUGCAUUUUGGACAACACGAUCAGCGGCCGCAUCGACCAGGUGAACGCCGUGCUGGAGCUGGCGGCCGGCGCGCGCGACGCGGCGCGCUUCCAGGCGCUCGACAAGUGGACCGUGCAGCUCGCCGCGCUGCACCACGCGCUCGCCAACAAGAUGGCCUAG